Paraphaeosphaeria sporulosa is the source of this 2268-nucleotide messenger RNA. RefSeq lists its product as uncharacterized. Gene Ontology annotation, molecular function: metal ion binding. The transcript has 2 exons. The record is from RefSeq and is a predicted model, not a curated record. Bases 1 to 2268 code for a protein of 755 amino acids. Lineage: Eukaryota; Fungi; Ascomycota; Dothideomycetes; Pleosporales; Didymosphaeriaceae.
AUGCAAGGUACCACUUGGGCCGCCGUCGCUGCUGGCAGCCAAGUCCAAGCGCCGGCGAGCGCUGUCGUUCCCACUAGCAAGAAAUCACAGCUUUCCGCUAUAGCCAAUGAUGGUCAGAAUUCAACCGCCGCAAAGGUCAAGUCGCGCUCUGCCAAUGCGUCCGACGCAAAUAGCGAUGUCCCGAAAAAAGAUGUGACGGCCGGUACAAAGUCUACCAUCGUCGCUGUUCUCGAAAAGACGUCGACUCAGAAGAACAACCACAAGGAAAAGGAGUCUGCUGUAGUCUCCAAGCCUCCCAAUGCAAUUGAAGAGCAGAUUCAAAAGGCACCGGACGCCGUCACAUCCUCUGUCGUCGGAGCGUCGCACACAUUAGGUGCUAAUAAGAAGAAGAAACUCUUGGUCAAUGCUCCAGAGUCAACUGUCGGCAACUUGUCCCCCCAUUUGAAGAUAACAAGCCAGGACAAUGUUACAGACUCAUCUCUGCCUGUCGCAAACGAGGUAUCCAUUACCCCUAUCAAGAAAAGGAACAAAAUCAAGAUGUGGAAAGCCGGUCACAAAGUCAAAGACGCCAAGAAGGUGGUACAUGAGGUAGCGAAGAGUACUUUGAAGCCUUCGGGUGUCAUCAAUGGCGCCGACCAACAAGUCUUCGACUCCAAUGUACACAACCCGGCAAACAAUGCUAUGACGGCGAACAAGUCGGAUGCUGUCCUAGCUGAACCCGAUCGCAAGGGUCUAGAAUAUACCUCGAUCGUUGAAUGUGUGCACGUAUCUACGGCUGUCUCGGAGGCGGCUCUUGCAUCCGAUGCGUCGGCCUUCGACACUCCGACGCCCGCAGCCUUGCCUCUGGUUGAGACUGAGCUCUUGGAGCAGCCUAAGCACAGCGCUCACGCUCACAAGAACAGUGACUCUACGGAACUCUCAGUCCAUACCGUGCAAGACGCAGGAAUCGCACGAACUCGGUCGGUGGUAUCACGCAAACGUAUAACCCACCACGACGUUGAGACAUACGUCGUGAGCCUCGGUCUUCCUGGCAUCUCGUUCGACGAAUUCGGUGUCUGCAUCGCAUCUGAUGCUCCCGAUUGGGUUCGCGGUCGCGUUGCUCGUAGGGUAUACUGGCUUGUUUCGGACUUCAAGGCGGGUAAGACUGCGACAGAGAUUGAUAUAGCUACCGAGCUUGAACUCGAGAAGAAGGAGAAAACACACUUUCAUCAGGCGGUAUGGGAUCGCCUAUUCCUGAUCGAAGACUGGAGGAAUCCGAUCAGCGACCAAGAACGCCUCGACUUAGAGCCCAUGAUGCGGGAGUUUGAUAUGAAGCUCGCCGCCAGACUAAUUUCUGACUCUCCCUCCACAAAGGUGGACGAUAAAGUUGGAGAGGAGAAGCCCCUGGACAAAGUCGAUACUUACUCGUCUUCGUUGCUGUCCAUUGGGGAAGUCGAGUUCCAACCCCCAGUUCACCAGCAGACCAACUUUCAACAGGAUCAUAGCAACAACGACACUCAAGUGCUGCGGCCUAAUUUCCGGUUACCCUCUCAAGAACUGCCUCCGGCGAACCGUGUUGUCCCCGGUCUUCAUUCGUCUUUCAAGGCCACAGCGAAUGACCACUCUUAUCUUGUACCUUUCAUGCUGGAUCCGUCACUCGAAACAUCUUCACUGCAAGAGAACGGUCAAAACUCUCCGCAGCACCAUCGACCAGCAAGCAGGCAGCUUUGCCACAACUUCGCCAACGGCUACUGCUACUACAGAACAGCCUGUCACUUCAUACACGCUGGCCCCGGUGAGGUUCAAGCCGUUGCUGGCCCAAGCCAAGGAAAUCCGCAGGAGCACAACCAGAACCCUCGUCGACAACGCCAGUCGAAGAGCACGCAGCCCUGCCGCAAUUACGUGAAAGGCUACUGUCCUUACGGAGCGACCUGUCAUUACGUGCACAUUCAUCAUGGUGAAUAUCAAGCCGUUGCUGAAUCGUGCCGACAGGAUUCUACGUAUGACGUGUUCGACUUCUCGCGUUCUGUGUCGCGGUCAUCAAACAACAGGGGUACGGCAGGUCGUCUGAAUUCUCAGUCGAACGACCGGAGACAAUCAACGCGUGCACCUUCUUCAAAUGCCCGUGUGUCAGGGUACUCGAAGACGAGGGCGCGACUUACACCAGACUCACAUAGCUCGACCCAGGGCUCGGCUAGGGGAUCUCGGCCCAACAAAACUCCCCAAAAGAAGAAGAAAGAUGAACCCAAGCACAAAGGCGGCAAGAAGUCACAAAACGUGAACCACUGA